Messenger RNA from Panicum hallii, 2713 nucleotides. Its product is annotated as chloroplast stem-loop binding protein of 41 kDa a, chloroplastic. Gene Ontology annotation, cellular component: cytosol. The coding region runs from base 1404 to 2594 and encodes 396 amino acids. Lineage: Eukaryota; Viridiplantae; Streptophyta; Magnoliopsida; Poales; Poaceae. Gene Ontology annotation, molecular function: RNA binding. The transcript is spliced from 6 exons. The record is from RefSeq and is a predicted model, not a curated record. Gene Ontology annotation, biological process: rRNA processing.
CAGAACCCCAACUCCAGCGGAGCGAGGUCAUGGUCCCCUUUCUCUCUGUUAUAGUAGCAAGCAGGCAACCAAAUUCACCUUGUGAUUUCCAUCACCGAAUCCACUGCCAGCAUUAGCUUUUGCUUUGCUACUACUCCUAAUCCAAUACACUGAGCGGAUCAAUCCAUGGAGGACAAGUGCUCCCGUCUUCUCCAUUCAGUGCAAGCAGCCGGGCGACGGGUUCAUAUCGAGGGGCGUGCGGCUGCGGCGAGCGGCGGGGUCCGAUCGAAGGCGCACGACGACAGCGGCGGCCUCGGACUCGGACAGCGGCUGCCGCGACGAGCCUCUCCAGAUCGUCGGUGAAUUGUUCCGUCACCACACCAAGCACAGCACAGAUUAUUACUCAAUGAUUGUUUGAUGCAUGGAUUCAAGGGGAGAAAUAAAGAGAGAGAUGUGAUUUGAUCCUCGACCUCAAGAUGAAUCUGCUGUCCAUCCAGGGGGCUGCGGACGCGCGGGCCGCAGCGGGAGCUCGUGCCGGCGUCCCCGCUCCCCUGUACGCCACAGAUGCAGAGGACAAGUUCGCGAGAAGGGCGCGGCGGCGGCGGCGGCGGCCAAAGAGAGAACGAUGAUGUCGACUGCGAAGUCCGGGGGUAAAGGGUGCGGUAAGGUCGACGGCAGCCACGGAGGUGCGAGCGGUGUGAGCCAGGAGCUCAAUGGCUGCUGCGGCGAUGGUGUGGUGGUCCCAGUAAACUGCGUGGGGAAGAAACAGGAGAGCCAUCCAACGCGCGCUCGGUCGAGUCUCCGUGCUUUGGAUACCGAGUCGAAAUCGGUUCGUGCAUGCGAUCCGGUUUUCUUAAUUUUCAUUCUCUCAUUCGUGGUUCUACUACAUUCGCGGCGCACAGGCAGCGAGAGGUAGAUGUAUGAGAUCAACUUUGACUCUUUGGGGUCCUACAGACCAAGCGCAAAUCUACAUGGGGGUAGGGGGAGCUGACCCCCAAGCUCGGUGCGUGGACACAGGUCCGGCCAUGGACGAAGGAUGCAGGCGACGAUGAGUGUUCUGCUUCCUUCCCGGACAGAGGUUGAAGAGGCCCUCAUUAGGCGCUUGGGCCAGGUGAGCUACUAGAGAAAAGUAGAUGCCCGUCACCAACAGUCUAACAAAGCCAACGCAAAGCACAUCACUUGCCAUGACAGGUUAUGGUGUUGUAGUGUCUAGGAGUAACCAAACCACUAUUGCGUAAAAGACUCGCAACAGAUGUUGUGCUUGUGCCACUAAACUACAAUGGCUCCCUGCCAUGGCAACCUAGAUAGGCUCCUCCUUUCUUCUUCAAAUCCUCUAGCCUCACACCUCCCAAAUCCCCUCAAUCCCGCGUCCACCACUCAUCGCCCCACCCGCUCUCAUCUCUGAUCUCUCCUCCCGGCCACCGAUGGCCUUCGCCGCCGCCGCGGCCUCCACGGCCACCGCACUCGCGUCCGGCCGCCUCUCCGCCGCCUCCUCCGCGCGACCGCGCCGGGCCUCCUCGCGGCCGUCGUUCUCCCUGAGCGCGUCCCCGCGCGCGGUGGCCGCAAGGCGGCGCGCGGCGCCGGCGGCCCGCGCGGCGGUCUCGGUGCGCGCGGAGGCCAAGAAGAGCGUGCUGGUCGUCAACACCAACAGCGGCGGGCACGCCGUCAUCGGGUUCUACGUCGCCAAGGAGCUGCUCGCCGCCGGGCACGCCGUCACCGUGCUCACCGUCGGGGACGAGGGCUCCGACAAGAUGAAGAAGCCGCCCUUCUCCCGCUUCUCGGAACUGACGAGCGCCGGCGGGAAGACGGUGUGGGGCGACCCGGCGGACGUCGCUGCGGCCGUCGGCGGCGCGUCGUUCGACGUCGUGCUCGACAACAACGGCAAGGACCUCGACGCCGUCAAGCCGGUGGUGGACUGGGCGAAGUCGUCCGGCGUGGGGCAGUUCCUGUUCAUCAGCAGCGCCGGCAUCUACAAGCCGACCGAGGAGCCGCCGCACGUCGAGGGGGACGCUGUGAAGGAGAGCGCGGGGCACGUGGGCGUGGAGAAGUACAUCGCGGAGCAGUUCGGCAGCUGGGCGUCGUUCCGGCCGCAGUACAUGAUCGGCUCCGGCAACAACAAGGACUGCGAGGAGUGGUUCUUCGACAGGAUCGUGCGGGGGCGGCCGGUGCCGAUCCCGGGCAACGGGAUGCAGCUGACCAACAUCGCGCACGUCCGGGACCUCUCCAGCAUGCUGGCGCUCGCCGUGGAGAGCCCCGGCGCGGCGGCGGGGAGGAUCUUCAACUGCGUCUCCGACCGCGCCGUGACGCUGGACGGCAUGGCGAGGCUGUGCGCGGCGGCCGCGGGCGCCGCCGUGGAGAUCGUCCACUACGACCCCGCCGCCGCCGGCGUCGACGCCAAGAAGGCCUUCCCCUUCCGCAACAUGCAUUUCUACGCGGAGCCCCGGGCGGCGAAGGAGGUGCUGGGGUGGGCGAGCACGACGAACCUGGCGGAGGACCUCAAGGAGCGCUACGCCGAGUACGCCGGCAGCGGCCGCGGCGACAAGGCCAUGACCUUCGACCUCGACGACAAGAUCCUCGCCGCCGUCGGGAAGGCGCCGGCCGGCGUCAGCGUGUAGGAAGCAGGGGACAUUUUUGCGAAGGGCGUUACAGAUAGUAGGUUACGAGAGGAACAGCAUGAUUUUUGCGAUAAAAAAAAGAGGAAAUAAAAGUUAUGAUGACUAUGUACCUUUGCAUC